AGAUUUUUGAUCGGAAAGGAUAACUUACCCUUUUUAUGAGCAGCUUAAGUGAAGAGAAUCAUUUAAAGAAUCAACAUGACGCAUUCAGUGUUUUUCAAUACACACAUGAUCCAUAAAAUCUUCCACCAAGAGAGAUCAUUCUCUCUUUGCUUCCACCAAUAGAGAGCUAAAUUUUACGAAAGGCUCAAAUAUUCAGUCAUGCAUGUACAAUAUUUAGAUAACAGGUUAUAACUUUGAUACUACUCUUAUUGAUACCAUAGAAAUUGUACUGACCUAUUUAUCGCUUCGAUCUCCCGAUAAUUGACAUGAUUCGAUCCAAUUUCCUCGUUUAGUUUUCCCUUAUCGCAUUCUAAUUUUUUUGCAGAUCGACCGAGCAAAAUACUGGGACCUAAGAGUGAACGUACAUGUGACAAUAAUUGUUCUGGCAUCUUCUUCUACUUCGCAAGGAAUUGCGAGGUCAGUUUGCUUUUUUUCCAGUUGCUUGGCUUAAUUCCGGACUUAAUUGCAUUCAAAAGGUAAUGGUAAAAGGUAAUGCUUCUUUUUUUGAUCAAUGUGGUUAUUGUUUAUUCCAGGCUUUUGAAGCUUCUUCACAACUGAACAAUGGACUACACUGAAUCAACGUUAGGUAAGCUUCUUGACCUCAGUAAACGCAGCUGUUUUUGCUUACUGUGAAUCUAGAAAUGUUCAGUCUAAGAGGAAGUCUUUCUUUAGCAGCCUAUUUUCUUUCUCUUUCUACAAUUAAUGUGAAUUAUGGGACCCACUUGGUGUUAAAAAACCAGUUAAUGCAGACCUUUUUUGUGUGAGUUGAAAUUUAUGACAAUUCGAAUUAGGGUAAAUCUCAGACAAAAUGUACCAUUUGUGGCCAAAUAUCUCUACCCCGAGUAAGUUGAAAAGGGACCACAUUACUUUUUAACUGAUGAACCUAUCAAUGUAAAGGCAGUGUUGUGGGGGGUGGGGGAGGGGCAGGGCAUGAUGUGGGGAUUUGACAUUGUUCAAAAAUUUGUCAUCAAACUCGCUGCUCACAGGCAAUUCAUUCCAGUCAAAUGCACAAAAAUUUCCAGGCGCUGAUAAGUUUUAUCAGGGGUGCUGUGAUCAGAGAAAAUUCAGGGAAAAACGAAAAUUUUUCAAGGUCAGGGAAAAGUCAGGGAAUUCUGUUUUCUGGUACAUUGCAUCAAGCUUGGCAAUAGGCCUUUAAAGGCAAAAUUAAACCUGCAUGAACGUUUUCAACCUGAUAGAGUUUUCCGUUUUAAAAAUAGAACUUCUGUUUACUUUGAUACAGCAGUUUAUUAAACAUCUUGUUGAUCCUAGUUCACGUCGAGCGAAGAAAGAUUCAAAUAUCCCCUCCCCUGGGAGAACAAGACCAUUCUAAUGCCCCACCCCAGGGCCAACACAGACAAUCAUAUCCCUACCCCAUCCCAUGCCCUGACUUACUUUUUGCCAUUUAUUUCAGUGAAACUGCAUGGCUGACCGAGACAGUUGGUAUGACUUGGAGUGACAGACUACUGAUGGAAUUAAUUUUAUUUUAACAAACAAAGGUAUUCUCUCACAAUACUAAUCUAAAAUGGUAUUUCUCUACAGUCUGAGUUCUCUCUUACAGCUGUAUGCGAUGUGUUAUACAAGUAGAAUGAAAGACUUUGCUUUUGUUAGUCCUCAAAAAUAUCCUGGCGAUUUGCUGGCGGGGAAUGUAAUUAGAGAUUUUUGACCACAGCUAGUUUGGCGACAUUAAAAAAUUAAUGAAGUUGAGAUGCUCCCUGUCAUAGGCGUACGGGCCGCUUAGAUUUUUUGGGCAGCAAGAGAAACUUUGGGCAAAGCCAGCUUUUAAAGACGUUUUCAUGUUUUGUUAUUAGUAUUUUGAAGAGAUAAAUAUUUUCUAUUUUAACCUGAAGUCGGCGUAAUAAUCCAGUUGCAUUCACACGAUACAGUGGUUGCCAAGCACGUGAUGAGUUUCUGUUUAUAGGGGAAGGGUAUCAUAUGCUGAGGUUUUUUUUUAUCGUUGGGCACUGUACUGCAAUGGGCUAUUUCCAAUCGUGAAUUGAUUAGAAUAAACUUACGCUAACUUUCUAGAAUCAUCUCCGCUCGUGGAACAGUGUAUGGCAGAUAGCAUCAGCGACUGAUCUGAAAGUGAAGAAGUGGCUGACUAAUUCUCACUUUGAAUUACGAGAAGAAUCUUAUCUAUCAAGUGAUUCAAAUUAUUCACUAAUUUGUUAAAAUGGACUGAAAUGUUUACAAAAUCACUAACAAGAGUGCCAUGAUACAUACUAAUGAAAUCCUUCUUUUAUGCAAUUGACCAGUCAAUUAUCUCUAAAACAAUUCACUCACAUUUUUAAACAGAUUGAAGCUACUAUGAGGUGAAAUUGCAUGUCAAAAGCACUUCGUUUUCUACAGAUAACGCCUAAACAUCAAGAUUUUCCUUCCUUUACUGUAUUCCUCCUAACUAUAAAAAGUUUAUUCCAAAAUAUCCCAAUAUCGCUCUUACAGAUUCCGGUUUAACUUCACGAACAUCGAGGCGACUAUCUGAGGAAAAAGCUCGGAAGAACGAUUUCAUAGUGAGAAAUAAUGCACCUAUCAAUGUAAACCCCGUGGGGGGGAGGAGUGCGGGCAAGGGGUGGGGAUUUGACAAAUUUUGAAAUUUUUGGAUCAAAUUCCCCAGGGUGGGAAACGAAAGGUCGAUCAAAAGUGUCAAAAAAGCCCCCACCCCAGGGGAAAAAAUCUAAACAAACAAUACUAUAACACUAUAUAAAACAAAUUAAAAGAAUAUUUCAAAAGUACAUUCUUACUACUUUUAUUUAUGGUUAAUGUAAGCUCCGUUAAUUUACUCGCUGUAAUUAAGUAUUUUCUCUGUCCACUAGCAUCUCCUAUUUUGAAUAACAAAAUCACUGCAGGAAGAUUGACUGUGCUAUUAUAAUUUAUUAAUGAAACGUAAAAUGCUUUAUAACAUCUGCUCAACAUGUCGGAACAGGUCGGAUUAGUGACCCGUAAAAAAUCCUCUGACUUUCAUGGUGGAAUUCGAUUUCAAUCGAGUUUUGCAAUCAGAUGGGAACUUGAAGAUAAAAUCUUUCUCAAAAUAGACAUUAUCUGUUCAGAUGACAGUUUAAAGUAUCGGAUUAUGGUGAUUAAAACAAACGAAAACUUCAUACCUUUCUCCAACAGCGUGACUUGCAGAAAGCCUUGAGGGACGGACUUGCUAACCGCUUCUGAAUUGAUACCAGGCUUCUAUCGGUCAAAGUCAAAUGUCCCAACCCCAGCGUCGCUUCGCAUGAUCAAAAGCCCGACAGGGGGAUAGUCUCAGGCAUCAAAUCCCCGCCUCUUGCCCUCCCUCCCCCACGGAAUUUACAUUGAUUUUAGGUAUUUAGGUAGGUAUUCUAUUUAUUUGCCACACAAUUACAAUAAUUACUUAAAGAUGCCAAAAGAAAAAAAAAAAUGUAGGAAGAGAUGGCGAGGAGGCCUAAAAGAAACUAUAGAGCUUAUGUUAAUUAGGCCUCCUCAAUUACAAUUUUUCGAAGAUGGCAUAAAAAUUACGGCGACGGGUACAAUAUAAUAUCAGGUGAAAAAUUAAACUAAUCAAUAUUACGGAAGUUUACAUGUACAAAUGUUGAAUAUUAAAAGGCUUUUUCCCAAGAUUUUUGUUGAAGUAUACUAAUAAUUAUUACAAAUAAAUGCCUUAAGUGCUCUUUUAAAGGAGAAAGGUAAGGAAGCGUUGAUGAUGUUGGUGUUUAAGGUGUUGUAAAAUUUAGGUCCUUGAUAAAAAAUGGAAAAUUGCUUGGUUCGAGUACGACAGAAAGGCAGACGAAAUUUACACGAGUUUCUUGUAUUAUACGAAUGAAUUUGACCUUGUAAGGUAAAUUUACAAUGAAAUUUUAAAGGCAGAGUAUGGUUUUGAUAGGAGUACAUGAAUAAGCCUAGUUGUAUUAAGUAUAUAUCAUGAAAUUUUGAGAUACCAAGAUUUUGAAAGAUUGGAUCAGUAUGUGCAUCGAAAGUGGUUUUAGCUAUAGUUCUGAUCACUCGUUUCUGUAAAAUCUCAAGACGAAUAAGGUUAGUUCUGUAAGUAGAGGCCCAAACUAAGUUGCAGUAAUAAAGGUAUGGAUAGACUAGAGAAAAAUAUAGUGUUCGUAAGGUUUUCGUGGAUAAAUAGAAACUGGAUUUACGAAUAAUUCCUGUGCAUUUAGAAACUUUAUUGGCGACAUGUGAGAUUUCAGAUUUCCAAUUUAAAUUUUCAUCCAUGAUUACUCCCAGGAAAACUGUUUCUUUUACUUGAUCAAUUUUUUGACUAUAAAUUAAAAGUUGAAUAGUUUGAUUUGUACGCUUUUGGGAUGCAUAAUGCUUAGUAUAAUAGGUAAUGGCGUCAUUUUGUUGCUAUGACAACUCUGAUGUCAUUGCAACCCUGAUCAUGACAAAUUUUUAUCUUUAUCUACAUGUAAUACAACUGUGGUGGCAACUUUUCCAAAUGUUUGUUUAUGGCGACGUAGUUUAUGCUCAAACUUGGCAGGUAUUGACCCUGAAAAACUGUAUCGAGGCACUUUCAUAUGCUAGUACAGCCUAUGUUGUUGCAUCGUAUGGCCCUCGUUUCUUUUCGACUGUUUUCUAAAAAUUUUUUGGGCAAAUGGUUUACCGCCCGCCCUAGACAAAAGUUUCCCGUACGCCUAUGCUCCUUGUGAGAGAAAAGCAAAAUAUUGGAAAUUGUUGAAAAUAAACUUAGUGAGCAGCAUGGAGAAGUGUAUGUUGCCUAAACAAAACAUUGAAAAAAAUAAUUCUGCUGGCAACAAAUUCUAGUACUCCUGCUAUGUAAUUGCAGACAAAAAAUGAACAAAUUCUCAGUGAUAGUGAUAUGUCAAACAUAAGGAUAAAAUUUAAUUUAAUAAUGUAAAACAUUAUUGAAAAAAUAAUUUUUGGUUUAGGUUUUGUAAACUUGGCAACGACCUCUAAGGAAACAGUACAUGAUGACUAAAAAAAUAUUGUUACUUCGAGUGUAGCACAGAGAGAAAAAGUUCCUCAAUAUGCAAGAGUGCUUGCUACAUUGGGUUUUUCACUGAAUUGUGUUUUGGCUGUAUGAAUUGAGAAAUUGAAAUUUAAGAGGGUAUAGCUAUUAAAUUUGCACCCGUCAUGCAGUCGACUCCUGAUAACUCAAACCUCACAAUUCAAAGGGAAUAAGGAAUCUUAAAAUCCCUAUAAAUCCCAGCUAAAAAUCAUGAAAUUAAAUACUUGCAAAAAGUAUAUGGCUCAAAUUAAAUACUCUGGAAAUUAAUUAAAUGAGAAUAAGGUGCACUUCACUUCAAGAUCAGCAAGAGAUAUUACAGAGUGAUAUUUUGAAAAAGAAAUUGAGCAACAAAGCUUGAUUAAUCAAUGCAGUGCUAAACAUUGUCUUUGAAUUUAACCAACAAAAAAAUAAAGAAACUCAAAGAAAACACGAUUAUAACAUAGCUAGAAAAUUCGCCUAAUCAAAUUCAAUAGCGCGAGCGUGCUUCAUAUUCCUAUUGAGCACGCUGAUGACGUCAAUAAACUAUUCGUAAUUCCUCGAGUGGUUGUGAGCUUAGCAAUCCUGAGUCUCCUGCAUGAGUUCAUCCAUAACUCAGCAAUAGACAAGGAAGCGUUUACGAUGUGUUUUAUAAGGAAAUUUAAGAGCAAACGUUUGAAUUUGUUAGCCGAUAGUAAGGAAAAGAGGUGAGUGUUGUUGUUGUCAUCUCGGCGAGCUGUGCGAGCUAUGGCGUGAGUUCAUUCUUUGCAAACUUGUUUUCUCUCAAUAACAAUUUUUCGGUAAAUUAAUAGUUUUCCGGCACCUAAAUAUGGAUUUUAUAAUCAUUUUAGAGUACACUUUCUCUCAGUUUCAGGAUAAAAACACAAGAUUAACUGUGAGGAAAAAAAUAUAUAGUCACGUAAACAUUGACGCGUACUGCUUUGAGCGCGCCCUACAAUAAUAAAAUUAUAAGUUAACUGAUGCAUUGAUCGCUUUGAUGAUGUUAUAAAACAAUUAGUUCAUGCUGCAGCUGUGCGUAUGUCGAGUUAUUGAGCACUUGGGAAGUUUGGAGAGCACUCAAGAGGCUAGAGUUGCACUCGGCUGCGCCUCGUGCAACUCUUACGCCUCUUUCGUGCUCUCCAAACUUCCCGCGUGCUCAAUAUCUCGACAUACGCACGCUGACGCAUGAACUAAUUGUUAAUUGUUCCACAACAAAUUCAAUGUUUUUGACUGCAGCUGUCACUGUGUUUUUUCUUUUUAAAUUCUCAUGUGGUUAAAAUAAUUAUUAUAUGGUCAGAGUUUUGAGGGUAAAAUUGUAUAGAAAUUAUCUGAAGGGAAACAAAAUUUACUUCAAGUUAGUGGGAGGUUGAUAAUAAUCUUUUCUUUCUAUUAUCUAACAUUUAAUUUGUGAUCUUACUUUUUGACAUUUUAGGGAAAUUGUUAAUUGAGACACCAUGGCACAGGACCAAGAACUUAAUAGGAAAAGGAAAUAGUGCUCAUAAGAAUAUGGCAGAUGUUCCACCUACACUCACCCUAGAACUUCCCAAGAAAAGUGAUCUUUCUAACACUUUUAAACCUUGGAAUGAAGUCCAUCUUCCAAUCGACAUUCUUUUGUUGACAGUGAAGGACUGUGAGUUCCUAGCCUGUUAUACAUACUUAAGAAAUUCCUUUAAAAGCUUCCACGUGAACCUUGGAUAUGUGUACUUUGGGAACAUGGGUAAAAGCGGAGAUGUGCCUCUAAAAGUUGCUUUGAUGACAUGUUCUGAAGGCUCUUCUGCUCCACAUGGCUCACUGAUCACUGUUAAGAAUGCUGUGAUGGAACUGAGACCCAAAGCUGUUUUCUAUGUUGGCAACUGUGUGGGCUUGAACCCAGAAGUCACCAAGUUACAGCUAGGUGAUGUGGUGGUAUCCUCUAAGCUUACAACUGAAUCAUUAAAAACCCCGGUGGGAAGAGGUAUCUUGCACCUUGUCAGGCAUGCAGAUCAUGGCUGGAUUCCUCCAUUAAAACGUCCAGAAGAUCGUAAAGUUCAGGUCUGCUGUGAUGGGGAUAUUUUAAGUGGCAUAAACCCAGUCAGUGCUAAACAGCAAAACAUGUCUCAUAUUACUCAAGCUACUGCAUUUGAAAUCGGUGGCGAAGGUAAGAUAAUUAUUUAUUGCCUGUUAAAGGAGAGGAGUGGUGGUCCUAGAGGUCCAGAGGUCCAGGUUAAGGCCUUGCUGCACUUUGUGCUGUUUCCUUAGACAAGGAACUUUGAUUCACUGUCCCUCUUAAGUUAACUUCCCGCAUUUUCUAUACUAAAUUAUGGAUAAAAAACUGAUUCGAGGACAGCAGUUUAAAUGGUGUUUUCCUUUGGAUAAAAUACAUAAGGAUAGUUAAAUUCUAUUAACAUCCUUAUGCAUAAGCUGGUUUUUUAUUUGUUUGUCCUGUUUUUUGUUAUUUAAAUAUGCUGAUUUAUAUCUGCCUUUUAAAAUCACUCAGUGUUACCAUUUUCUGUCUACCCAUUUGCCCAGUAAAUAAUAUUGUUUAUGUUGUCAUAUCUUGAUCAACCCUGGUUGUGAUGCUCACUGGUGGAUCUUUUUGCAUCUUGAAUUAUAAAUCAUUUGUUGUUUUUUUCCAGGCCUUUUUGUUGCAGCACAUGAUCUUAAGAUUGAAUGGGUGAUUGUAAAAGGUAUUUCUCACUUUGCCGAUGGUAACAACCCUGCAGAAAAGUCUUGGGAGAGUCAUGCAUGCAUAAUGGCAGCUUCUCUUGUGUCCAACAUGCUGAAGGAUCCAUUUGUGUUUGAACAAUGGCCUCAUUAUGAAGGUAGGUGUCAUGCUCCUUUAUUAAACCAUGUGAUAAUUAAAUCCUUACCUUUGUACAGAAGGAUUAAUUUAGUGUUUUUGGUUAAGUACUGAUCAGGUUGAUUUAAAAUACUCACUCUCAAACCUUGUUAAUUAAUCUCUUAUAAUAAACUUGAAAAAGGAUGGAGUUCAACAUUUUUUUGGUCAAUUCACAACUGUUGGAAACUAUAAAAUAGGUAAAAGAAAAUUAUGAGAAAAAGGUUACAAAGAAAUUGGUCAGGUGGACACGAGGGAGAUGUUUUCUGAUAAAAUUGAUCAGUUGCUUACCAUACUAUUUUAGGCAGUAAGAUUUGUGGGUUGGUACUCUGCAAGUGCAUACUUAGGGACCUAAAGUCUAAAAUGACCUUUUUUUAAUUAGAGCAUAAGUGGUAUCUGUUAGGAGCCUGUAAGGUUGAGUGGGAAUUAUUUUGUUACUCAAGUGAUUUUUGGUGCCUCUUAGGCAUUAAAAUGAAGUUCUUCCUUGUCACAAAGUUAGAUUCUGUUACUUUCUAGGGAUACUUUUGGAUUUUUUUUUACAAAACCCUGUUUUUUGUUUUGUUUUUUGUUAAUUUUAAUUUUUUAGAGGGGGGUAUCUCCUUUUGGUACCUUCCAGGGGUUAAAGUGAAUUUCCAACAUGCCCGCAAAGCAAGAUUCUGUACCCUCUAGGGACGCUUUUUGUUUUUAUUAUUAUUAUUAUUUUUUUUUGACAAGCGCCCCUAUUAUCUUUAAUUUUUUAUUUUUUGUAAAGCAGUUGUGCUAUUUUUAAAGGGGACUAUCUCCUCCUCCUUUUGGUACCUCUUAUAGAGCUUAAGAGGGGAGACUGGUUAAAAUUUGGGGGAAAUAAUGUUAAUUUGGGAAGGAAAUAUAUGAGGGUAGAAUAGGUAUACACAUAAAUCAGUUAAUCUGCUAAUAGGAUCAGAGGCAUCUUGUUGUGGUGGUGGACUAUCUGGUAAUCGUCUACCAAUAUUAUUUACUUCAUAUUUUAAUUUUUAACAACCACCAUUCCAAUAUUUUCCCAUUUUUUCAAAAUUUUAAACAUCUCCCCCCCUAAUUUUUAUACAUUAAAAACAUUCGAAAAAUCAUCCGAAAAUUCUUACAUAAUUAAUGACUGCAUCUUAAUUGAGUCAUUUUUGAAUUAAAGGAAAUCUUGGCUAGAUAUUUAAGAAAAUGAGUGUAAAUCAAUGAAAAAUAAUGCUUUUAACCAGACUCCCCCCUUGAAAUGAAUUUCUUCCAUGUCUACAAAGCAGGGUUUUUGUACCUUUUAGGGAUACUUUUGAAUUUUUUAUUUGACUAGCACCACAGUUUUUUAAUAGAGUAGUAUCUCCUCCUCCCUCCCCCCACGCCCUGAGAACACUAGUAACCAACUUAACAGGCCUGUCACUACGGGCUGAGAGGCAUAGAUUCUGACUGGCUACCCCUGGUUACUUUCAUAGGAAUUAAAGGAAAAUAGGGACAAAAGAAUUUCCAGGAUGUUCUAUUCAACUUGAAACCAUAGUGACAGCCCUGAAUGCUAAGCAGUAAGCUCUCAGCACUGCUGGCUUUAUUUUCUGGUUUUAGAUCAUCCUAGAACUCUACCCUCUGAUUGGUUGAUAGCUAUGAUUUUGAAAGGUCCAGUAAAUAUUUGGGGGGCUUAUUUCCUGUUUUGAAAAUGUUUUUGAACUGCAACUGCUUACUAGAUGCCUUUCAGAGUCAACUCAAUGUGCAGGAGAAAUCUUGUGUAACCAAGUUUAAAAGAUACAUUUAUUGUCUAAAACUGUGCACACUGCAACCAGGCACCUUUAGCAAAUUAAAAUGUCAGUAUCACCCACAAUUAAGUAAAAGCUAAGAUGUAAGCAUCCAGUCCCAAGACAAGCUGCUCAGUGCUUUUUGUUGUUGAAACUUUAUUAUUCAGACCUAGAACCUAAGAUGUGGGUAGCAAAAAACUGACAGAUUGAUAAACAUUUUCCCCAAAUUCUUUUGAAUAACUGUUGUUUUAAAUGUCUCACUUCAAUUUCUAUCCUAUUUUGUUUACUCACAGACUCGUCAGCAAAGAAACAGCCCUCUUGCUCUAGGGUCAAUAAGGAGGAGUUACCAGGUACUAUUAUAUCCAAUAAAGCUGAAAUGGUACCAGACAUACAGUAGAUUAAAAACGCUUAUUUUAAUAUGAAAAUGACUUUUAUCGUUUGUUAUAUUGCAAUACAAAAUGAUCUUUAUUGUAGCAAUUGUAUAUUUUUAUUUAAAAAAUAAGUAGCAAAGAAGAAGUAUGAUGUGACACUUCAAGCGUCAAAUUCUUUCUUUCAUUCAAUCUUUCUGUUAGAGUUUUGCUAAGGUAUUUUUAACCUGCGUUAAUCCUCGAGGUCAGUUAUACAAAAUAAGAAUUAUUUUUUAGCACUCAACCACAAAAACGUCACUAACAGCUUUGGAGAGGUACCCCUCUAUGGGCGUGUCCUCUCUGAAGCUCUGUGCGUGGGACAAUGUUCCUUUUCAUAUUCCUUCUACGUUUGACCAUAGUAUAUAUAUUUCUUCAUUGAUCUCUUUAUAUUCUGGUGUUUUAAAGCCCUCAUAUCAACGUGCACUGUUACUCACUUCUCUGUUUGAUAUCAGUGAAGGCUUAUAUUUUGUGCUGGUCAACUAGCUCCCUUUAACUUUCUUCACCUAUUAAGAUAUCAAGUUAUUAUAACGAACAAUUCUUGAAAAAAAGGAACGUAAAAUUUUCUUUAACAGAUUCUCUCUGCCUCGAGGAGUGCCAGAAACAGCUGCGAUCAAUUUAUGAAACCAACAGCAAAGUCAAAAUCGUUCCGUGGGACCAAAGCUCUGCCGUUCAUAUCGAUGAAAUUUACACCCAGUUGUCUUGGCUUAUGGAUGAGAAGAAGCCCAGCGGACUAACACAGAAGAAACUCCAACACUACACCAACCUUUUUGACGGCGGAAGACUUCAUCAAACGCCUAAGCGCAUUUUGGUUCACGGACGACCAGGAAUCGGCAAGACCGUUUUUACGCAGAAAGCUACAUUCGACUGGUCCCAGCACAGAUUUAAAGGAAAGUUAGGAAGAUUUGAUCUUGUACUUUUGGUCAAAUUACGCGAUGUUUGCAACCUCGGCGAUGUCCCAGGCAUUCUGAGCAAUGCUAAUCUUCUCGCGAGUGAUGGCCCGAUUUCCACUGACAACCUGUACGAUUACGUUCGUCACCACCAAGAAAACGUGUUGCUCAUUUUGGACGGCUACGAUGAAUACGUACACAGCGCAGAAAGGCAAUCUCCUGUUCUUAGAAUCUGGCAGAAAAAACAGUUGAGGGAUUGUUGUGUUAUUAUAACGUCUAGAGACAUGAAAGGGGAGGAUUUGAAAACUUCCAGCGAUGCUCAAUUUGAGAUCGACGGUUUCGACCGUAAGCGACAAAAAGAGUUCGCCCGUAGAUUCUUGAAAGAUGAUCAAGAUAUUAAGGAAUUUUUUCGAUACUUAAAGCAACAAGACCUACAGGACGUAGCAAAAAUACCUAUUUUGCUUUUGAUGUUGUUGUCGGUUUGGAAAGAGAGGGAUCGUGAAGGACUACCUUCAUCACGGCCGAUGAUAUAUUUUCAGUUCAUUCAGACUUUGUUUGAUCAUAUGUCUGAGAAACAAGAAAAGCCGGCGGAAAAAGUUGACGACCACAAACAAGAACUCUGUAAAUUAGGAGAAUUAGCCUUUGACGCACUUCUGCAAGAUCUACUUUAUUUUCCUGUCAGUAAACUGUCGGAUCAGGUUUUGACCGAGAAACUGAUCGAGGCCGGGUUGUUUCAGCUCCUAAACAUGACAGCUCACAAGCGGUGCAAAGCCGUGCACUUCAUUCACAAAUCCAUGCAGGAGUUUUUGGCUUCUUUAUUUCUAAAAGAAGAACUGUUAUGCCAAGAAAGUAAAAACAAUUCCCUUUUCAAAGUCGACUCUAUUGAAAAGAUCUUCAAGUUGAAUGAAGUUUUUAAAUUUGCUGCUGAAAUGUCAGAAGAAGCCGCGCGCGAGAUCUUGAUUUAUCUGUUGGAAAUGGCGGCGAAGGAAGACGGAGAGUACAGCUUCGACAACGAAGCACCGUCACUCGAAGAUUUGUCUAAUGAACAAAAAAAUCUUUUAACUCUAUGUACACAGUUAUUCUUCUACUGCUCAGCAGACACGAGAACAGAACUUUUGCCCACUUUUCUUUCUAAUCUAGGAGGUGUUUUGUUCAUUUCAAAUCCUGAGCAGCUGAAUAUUGCAACAAAGGAAAAUUUUGUUAAAAGUACCGCUUCACUUAUGUACAUAUUUUUCUCUUAUAGCGACCAGUAUACAGAGCAAAGUUAUAAUAAUUUAAUAACUUUAGUACAGCAAUUAAACGCUGUUAUAGUUAGCAGAACAGGAGAACAGAAAGCAUCAGAAUUUUUGAAUGUAUUUCCAUGGCGUGGUGUUGACGAGUUUUUCUUAAUGAAAGAAGAAAAUAACACUUACCUUUAUUUUACUCAAAUUGUAAAAAAUCCUAUAAGAAGCAUUUCUUCUCUUCCAUAUAAAAUGGUAAAGACGUUAGUUAGUUUAGAAGAGACAACAAAGAAGACAAACAUGAAUGGUGAUGAGUCAAGUGAAGAGAGCAGCAGCAGCUGUUGUUCAAAGCGUCAUGGUGUCUCCAGGGUUUGGGGGAUUGCAGCUGUUGGUGUGAACAGGUCAGAAGUGGAACAGCUGAUUGAGAUGAUGCCGUUUAUCACCGCUCCACACGUGAUAGGGGUUGUGGGUGAACACCUUGAAAUGUUUAAUGCUGAGGUAACAGAGUCUCUACUGAGGAGCAUCCCAACAACACACAAACUGGAGAGAUUAAUACUCUGCAAUAUCAAUGUAACAUCAUCACCUGCUGUGGAGUUCAUCAGCAGAGUAUUUAAACAAGAUCUUCCAAACUUGAAGUGGCUCGACAUGUCAGACAAUCCUCUUCUGGGUGCAGGAGUCGACAGCUUGAUAAAACAUCUCAGCUGCGCUCCUCACCUGGAGACACUGGAACUUUUAGAAGUGAAGAUGACUCCACAGCAGGUGAUGAAUCUCACAUCAGCUGUACAGCAGCACGGAAACAUCACUCAACUGGUGUCACCCUACCACGUAAGUUUUCCAAUUUUAUCGCAAUUUGUUUCUUUAUUCUUUGUUUACAGUUUAUUUCUACUCAGCUCUUGCCUUUCGCCAUUUUCCUUUCUUUGUCAUUUUUAUACUCGACAAAACACGAGAUUUGCUUUUGAAAUCAAAUCACAAACUUUAGCAGAUUCAAAGUAUCAUUUCAAAUUCAUUUCUUUCAACUGAUUAAACUAACUCCAUAAAAUGUUUUAACUGAGAACGUUAAGAACAAGUAACUUUAGCUGAUAUUAAAACAUGGAGUUAAACACAAGAAAAGAAAUUUCGUAUCCUCAAGGAGCCAUAAGAUGAUAUUAUUGAGUGAAAACAAGAACUUUUAGCAAAGCAAAAGCAUAUAAUUUCCACAGUAUUAAUUUCUGAAUCAAUUUUAAUUCAUACCUUUUCAUAAAGUAACGAACAACAAUCAUAAAAGCAAAUGUAAGAUGUUCAGUUCAUGUACAAUUCAAACAAAUAAGCAAAGAGUAAACACAUUAAACUCACGGUUUCACACUUAUCGUCCAAGGCUCCUAUAAAAACAGUUUAAGUCAAGUGAAGUUCUUUUGAAAGUCCAGAAAACAAACAAGUCUUUUAUAGCUGUUCUUUUGUUAGUUCUUGAGCGUUUCUUUGGUAAAUACUGGUCCUUGCAGUUCGGUGAAGCGUUGGUUUUUGAAAUAACAACCCGCACAAAAAAAUUGUAUCUUCGAGACAACGGUUGAAAGCAACACCAAAAAAACUUUCCUUACAGGUAAACACUUCGCUGUUCUCCACUGUGUAGCAUAAGUGUCCAUGCAUGAUUUUCAUCGCGUAAAUAGCAUGAGCUUGUUUUCAACUUUCCAAGAACACUCGCCAUACAAAUCAAAUCCUGCGGAGCUUUGCGCUUUCGUAAAAUAUCCUUAAAAAUGAUGUUUCCUUGAGCUUCGAACAACUCCUUAGCAUAUUCCUGAGUAAAAAGAGAUGAAUCCCUGUCUUGUGUAAAAUAAUUUCCUUGAUGUUUUCUUAUUAAAUUUUGAGUUCAUCCUGAACAGUUUGCCGUUGAAGAGCGAACUGAACAAACUACGAAAACAACAAACGAUGUCAUUCAAAGCCUAGUAACGUCGCCGAAGCUGAUUGGUUAAAUCACCUGGGAUGAUUUUUCACGUGAUGAUUUUUUCCCGCCUUUCGUUUUAUCACGUAACAAAUUCCCGCCCGCACAAAAAUACACUAUGAUCUGCGAAUUUUGUAAGGCUGAAUAUAUUUUCAAAAGAAAAGAAAAAGGAUUUGCUUAUUUUGAUUUUGAUUCCACUAUUUUGAAUGCGAAUUUGUUGUACGUGCGCCUUGAUAAAGAUAAUGUUUCUCUUUCCAAUCCCGCCGAGAGGGGAGAGGUACAGGGGGGUAAAUCUCCCUCCUCCCUAAACUUGGUUUAAAAAUUGGUGACGGGUGACACUCGUUUCUUGCACUUAGUUGUAAAGGAAGUUUUUUACCUUAAGCGCUUCGCCCCUACACCAACAUACUAGACAAAGAAGGCGUAACCACCGUGUGUCUAGUGCAUUUCUGGCCCCCCUCUCUCUCUCUCUAUGUCACGCAACGCCGGACAGAGAGGGUCCUCCCCCACAUCCCUUAUCAUCACGCAAAAAGCCAUAAAGUUAAUUUUUUAUCGAUAUCUCCCUACUCGCAACAUUUCAUUUUCUCCCUCCUGCCUAUUCUGUUUCUCUUCCCUUGGCCUGUUCCAGGCGUUCAGACAGUGGGGGAAGUAAAAAGGAGUGCGAAAAAAUAAAAGCGAGGCCCCCUCUACUUUUCAUCGCUUUCUUUACUUCGCACCGCUCUCCACCAUCUGAACGCUUGGAACAGGCUACUCUUCCCUCCGCUGAGAAGUCAGAAUCUUCGCUAGGAAAAAUUUCUCUCAGCAAAUAACUGUAAAGACGCUUAAAAAUAGUUUGUCAGUUGUUGUUAACACAUUAACCUUGUGCUCGUAUAAUUUUUGACAAGGUGUCGGGUUCGAAUCCUGCUCAGUACCCUUUCUUCUUUCCUUCAGUCUUUCUCUUUUUUGUUUCGUUUGCUUAUUUGUUUUUUUUGUUGAUGUUUUUUAACUAAUAUAUACCUUUUAGAGCAAAGAUUGUAUGUUUAUGGAUAAACAAUCUGAAUUUCUAUCGUUUCCUACAAUUUUCAUUCCUUUUUUAUUGCAAUAUAUUGUUCAAAACUAAAACAGUAGCCACAUGCAAUCACAAACUGCCUUUUAUUAUAUAGGCCAAGUUUUGAUUGUUGAUCUUUACUUUCGGCACGUGAGGCUUGUUUUGAACUUAGUACAUCUUGUCAAAGUUGUUGUCAUAUUGACAAUUGUCUUUCGUUGGUCAGUGUAAUCGUAUUGUACUUAAAAUGAAGGUUUUCAAAUGUGUACACGUCCACACUUUAUUAAAGGGAGAUGGCUGGUUUUAAGUAUUGUUUUGUAUUUUGUUGAAGGAUGAUAAAGGAAACCCCAUACCUGAACAUAAAUGGCCAUCAGAGAACGACUGGAAAAGGAGGUACCCUGACCUCUUUCCUGAUUCAUCACCUGAAUCAGCGCAUGAGAAGGAGCAG
Porites lobata is the source of this 15391-nucleotide messenger RNA. The record is from the annotation of a GenBank genome assembly. Lineage: Eukaryota; Metazoa; Cnidaria; Anthozoa; Scleractinia; Poritidae.